GCUUUGCCCUCCCGAAGCUAUGACUUCGAUGACUGCUCCAGUUGUUUUCUCAUCCGCCUCCUCGCUGUCGUCUGGAUUUCGUUUUCGCCUCUUAAUCUCCGGCUGCCGCAUCCUCAGACACCCUGUUCAUGGCGGUGUCAGCAAGCGAGCGACGCGUUCGAUGGCUAUCCGCGCACAGACUCUAGAUUUCUCAGGAUCCUUCUUUGAAGGCGGAGACGAGGAGGGAGAGGGGCCUCGAUUGGGUCCGACGGCGGCCGCCUCGAUUGCGACAUUGGAGGAUAAAGAGGAACCGCAGUGUCCUCCGGGACUCCGGCAGUACGAGACUAUGGCGGUGCUCCGGCCUGACAUGACGGAGGACGAGCGGCUUGCCCUUACCCAGAGAUACGAAGAGCUUCUCAUCACUGGUGGUGGAAUGUAUGUGGAGGUGUUCAACCGAGGAGUAAUCCCACUCGCCUACAGCAUAAAGAAGAGAAACAAAGCAGGUGAGAGCAAUACUUACUUGGAUGGUAUCUACCUUCUCUUCACCUAUUUUACCAAACCCGAAUCAAUUGUAGCUCUUGAAAACCGACUCAACAAAGAUGAUGAUGUUAUCCGUUCUUCCUCCUUCAAGAUUAGGAAGAGGAAAUAUUAGCAGCCCACUUAAAAUGGCAAAGCUUAUUUGAAUGUAUUUGAGGUAGAUUAUGUUGUAUGUUGCAGAACUAUUUGAAUACAUUUGAUUGUUUUUUCUCAUUAUGCAUCAGCAGCAAAGUACAUAUUGAUUUCUCUUUUCGCCACACAAACUUUGUAGUUGAAAGGCGUAUAUUCCUCAAUAUUCGAUUCA
Molecule: messenger RNA, 820 nt
Organism: Dendrobium catenatum
Lineage: Eukaryota; Viridiplantae; Streptophyta; Magnoliopsida; Asparagales; Orchidaceae
Product: 30S ribosomal protein S6 alpha, chloroplastic
Exons: 2
Coding region: 20-631 (203 amino acids)
Biological process (GO): translation
Cellular component (GO): ribosome
Molecular function (GO): small ribosomal subunit rRNA binding; structural constituent of ribosome
Source: RefSeq, a predicted model, not a curated record